GACCGGAAGCAGAAGCCCAGUGUGAGGCGCCAUGGAGACCAUCCUGGAGCAGCAGCGCCGCUACCAUGAGGAGGAGGAGCGGCUCCUCGACGUGAUGGUCAGAGAGAUGAUGGUCAAGAAAUCCACGCUCCGAGACCAAAUCAACUCCGACCACCGUGCCAGAGCAGUGCUUGAUAGAUAUAUGGAAGUGGCUGGAAAUCUUCGAGACUUGUAUGAAGAUAAAGAUAGUAUGAGGAAGGAUGAGUUAAAUGCCAUUUCAGGACCAAAUGAGUUUGGUGAAUUCUACAAUCGAUUGAAACUGAUUAAAGAGUUUCACCGCAAACACCCAAAUGAGAUCAGUGUGCCUAUGUCGGUGGAGUUUGAGGAGCUAAUGAAAUCCAGGGACAGCCCCAGUGAGGAGGCACUCAAUCUUGUGGAGUUCACGGAUGAGGAAGGUUAUGGCCGUUACCUUGAUCUUCAUGACUGUUAUCUGAAGUACAUCAACCUGAAAGGUUCAGAAAAAAGUGACUAUAUCACCUACUUGUCCACAUUUGAUCAACUUUUUGAUAUUUCAAAAGAUAGAAAAAAUGCAGAAUAUAAGCGGUACCUGGAGAUGCUACUGGACUACCUGCAGGAUUACACCGACCGAGUAAAACCUUUACAGGAUCAGAAUGAGCUUUUCGGCAAAAUACAAAUCGACUUUGAAAAAAAAUGGGAUAAUGGGAACUUCCCUGGCUGGCCGAAAGAGACCAGCAGUGCCUUGACUCAUGCAGGAGCUCACCUGGAUUUAUCAGCCUUUUCCUCCUGGGAAGAAUUGGCUUCCCUGGGCUUGGACAGAUUGAAGUCCGCUCUGAUGGCUUUGGGGCUGAAAUGUGGAGGGACUUUGGAAGAAAGAGCGCAAAGACUGUUCAGCACCAAGGGGAAGGCUUUGGAGUCACUGGACCCUUCGUUGUUUGCAAAAUCUAAAUCCAGAGGCACUAAAAAGGAUUCGGAACGUAACAAAGAGAUUGCUUUUCUUGAAGCUCAAGUGUAUGAAUAUAUUGAAAUCCUUGGGGAACAGCGGCAGCUCACCAGAGAGAACGUCCAACGCAAACAAGCUCGGACUGGGGAGGAGCGGGAGGAGGAGGAUGAGGAGCACGUGAGUGAGAGUGAAAGUGAAGACGAGGAAAAUGAGAUCAUCUACAAUCCCAAGAAUCUGCCACUGGGCUGGGACGGCAAGCCUAUUCCGUACUGGCUGUACAAGUUGCACGGUCUGAACAUCAACUACAACUGUGAAAUCUGUGGAAAUUACACCUACAGAGGACCUAAAGCAUUCCAGCGACACUUUGCUGAGUGGCGUCAUGCUCACGGCAUGCGGUGUCUGGGAAUCCCCAACACAGCGCACUUUGCUAACGUCACCCAAAUUGAGGACGCCGUUUCCUUGUGGGCAAAGCUGAAGCACUCGAAGGCAGCAGAGAGAUGGCAGCCAGAUACGGAGGAGGAAUACGAGGACUCGAGUGGGAACGUGGUCAACAAGAAGACCUACGAGGACCUGAAGCGGCAGGGGCUGCUGUGAAGCAUGUUCCCAAAUUCCAGCCCAGUCACAGCUUUGCGUUUUUUAAUCAGUGACAUUGUACACCCAUUAGCUGAAAAUGUUAGUUUGUUUGAGGUCUUUUGGUUUCCAGAACUGUAGCCUUUAUUUUCGUUGCUAUGUCUCUAUUUCUAAAUUUAAAAAAAAUGUUGAGAACAGUGAAUUAAAUAGAAUUUCUCGCUGUAUCUCUGAGCAAACCACACAGGUACCAAGCUGUGCUGGAUGAGGGCAAAUCUAGUUUGCACAGGUGUAAAGGACACAAUUUCUCCACCUGCCUCCCACCAAAACGAGCUGGAAUCCAAUGUGAUUUCUGUGGGUUCAUUUGUGUUCGGUAGGAUUUUGUAUUUAGUGGUACAGAACCAGAUGUUAUCAUGGAUUUACCCACAUUCUGUUACGUUAACAAUAAGCUUAUAACUUUUUGGUGCAUGUUCAGGCAAAUCAAGACCAUUGAGACGUAAUUUUUUCAUAUGGACACUGGGAUUGUUCUGUAUAAUUAGCAGAAAGUUAUCUUAAUUCUCACUAAGGAGAUAUAUUUUUUAAGAUUGGCUCUGGCCCUGGUUUCUGCAUUUCCACUCUGGCCACUGGAGUAUUAUUCAUUUUUAUUACUUUAAAAAUGUUAAUGUUUGGCUUAAUUUGCAUAAAUCAUAAAACGGUGUAAUUGUGUGACUGAGGCGUUAAAAGCUGCCUGACUUCACUGCCUUUAUCUCUGCUCAUAUUGUUUGUACCUGUUUGUAUAAACAAUACCAUUUCAGCUCAAUUCCCCAAACCCAAUGUAAUAAAAUCCCGUGUGGACACACAGCUCAGGAGCUUGAGUUAUUGGAGUUCAAUCGAUACCGUAAGACUUUCAAAAUAGAAUAAAAUUCUGAGAUUGUGACAAUA
Messenger RNA from Callorhinchus milii (elephant shark), 2428 nucleotides. RefSeq names its product splicing factor 3a, subunit 3 (gene sf3a3). The transcript is spliced from 17 exons. Gene Ontology annotation, molecular function: zinc ion binding; RNA binding. The record is from RefSeq and is a predicted model, not a curated record. Gene Ontology annotation, cellular component: nucleus; spliceosomal complex. Gene Ontology annotation, biological process: mRNA splicing, via spliceosome. The coding region runs from base 32 to 1534 and encodes 500 amino acids. Lineage: Eukaryota; Metazoa; Chordata; Chondrichthyes; Chimaeriformes; Callorhinchidae.